Molecule: messenger RNA, 1086 nt
Organism: Ascoidea rubescens DSM 1968
Lineage: Eukaryota; Fungi; Ascomycota; Saccharomycetes; Ascoideales; Ascoideaceae
Exons: 2
Coding region: 1-1086 (361 amino acids)
Source: RefSeq, a predicted model, not a curated record
AUGUUGAAAGCAAAUAUCAAAAAUAUUAAGACCAAAAUAAAAGACAACACAGAACUGGAAAACCCACAAGCAACCAAUUCUUUAAAACAACAGAUCACAAUCCAAAAUGUUUUUGAUAUUAAUGACACAAUUGAAGAUACUCAGGUAUUGACUCAGACUGAUGUAAAAAAUGAAAUCCAAAAACUAUUGUUUAAAUGGUGCAGCAUCCCAAAAGGUUAUCCAGAACAAAAAAAAUUAGAGGAAUCGGUAAAUAAAAUAUCAUCGACUUUUUUUGGGGUUCCACUAUUGGCUAUCAUUGUACAGGAAUCGUUGAAAAAGUAUUUGGAAACAAAUAAUAGUACUUUUCCAAUAAUUAAACUGUCUAAAUCAAGUAAACAUUCAAUUAAUAUUACCGGGGCAACCAUUGAUAUAAAAUUGUUUUGUGCUGAAGAAUACAGUGUUGAUCUUAAAGAAAAUCUUUCUAGGUCUGUUGAUUUUAAAGGAGAACUGGAUUUAAAUAAUAUUAAUCUUGAAUCCUUAUGUAAAGUAUUUUAUUUAAGAAAAUCUAGAUUAAGGUACAAUACUGAGGAAUAUUUCAAGAAAAUAGCUCGCCAGUUGCAUCAUGAAAAUGUUUUGUAUAAGUCUUGGUCCCCAUUUAUGAGCCAAUAUAGCAAUUACUUUGAAUACCAAUUCUCAGAAAUACAAAAGAAUAUUAUAGAAAUUCAAAAUGCAAUAACUCACACAGUUGACCAUAAUGAUGGAGAGUUUCAUUUUGAAAUGAUUUUAAAAAUGUAUAAUGAUACAUAUAGAAAAAUCAAAAAUGAUUAUACAUUAUACACUGUUGAAGAGUUGUUCCAUGUCCACAAGUUAUUAGGUGGUUAUAGUUAUAUAUAUUUUUUUGCUCCUUAUAUAAAGGCAGUUGAGUUACUCACACUAGAACCCACCAUAAAACUCACAAAAUUUAAAAGUUCCAUCAAUAAUCUUCUGAAAUUAAUCACUAAAGAUCAAAAAAAGCGUCUUUUAGAGAUCGGAUUUCGUUAUUCAGAAGGAAAAUUUAACUUCCAUAGUGGUGCAAAUUUUAGGCUAUCAGAUCUUUUAGGUUGGUAA